Ogataea angusta is the source of this 891-nucleotide messenger RNA. RefSeq lists its product as uncharacterized. Gene Ontology annotation, molecular function: thymidylate synthase activity. NCBI's taxonomy places the organism in Eukaryota, Fungi, Ascomycota, Pichiomycetes, Pichiales, Pichiaceae. Gene Ontology annotation, cellular component: mitochondrion; cytosol. The transcript has a single exon. The coding region runs from base 1 to 891 and encodes 296 amino acids. Gene Ontology annotation, biological process: dTMP biosynthetic process. The record is from RefSeq and is a predicted model, not a curated record.
AUGACAAAUACCGAAGAGCAGGCGUACCUUGAUCUGUGCCAGCGCAUCAUCAGCGAAGGAGAGCACCGUCCGGAUCGUACUGGAACAGGUACUUACUCUGUGUUUGCUCCUCCGCAGCUGCGUUUUUCACUGAAAGACAAUAAAUUUCCCCUAUUGACAACCAAAAAGGUGUUUUUCAAAGGUAUUCUUCACGAACUCCUCUGGUUUAUUGCUGGUGAGACAGAUGCCAAGAAAUUGACUGAGAAAGGUGUCAAAAUAUGGGAAGGAAAUGGAUCUAGAGAGUAUCUUGACUCGCUCGGCCUGACACACAGACGGGAAGGAGAUCUCGGUCCAGUUUACGGCUUCCAAUGGAGACAUUUCGGUGCGGAAUAUGUCGACUGCGACACUGACUACACAGGCAAAGGCUACGAUCAGCUAGCAAAAAUCAUCGAUACUCUCAGAACCAACCCUUACGAUAGACGAAUCAUUCUGAGCGCAUGGAAUCCUCCGGCUUUCAAAGACAUGGCCCUGCCACCAUGCCAUGUUUUCUGCCAAUUUUAUGUUAGUUUUCCCAAGGAUGCCAAACCGCAGCUUAGCUGCAUAAUGUACCAGCGGUCCUGUGACAUGGGCCUUGGCGUGCCCUUUAAUAUAGCCUCCUAUGCUCUUUUGACGCAUAUGAUUGCACACGUCGUGGAUAUGGAGCCGGGCGAGUUCAUUCACACCAUGGGCGACUCGCACGUUUAUUGCGAUCACGUCGAUGCCCUCAAGGAGCAGCUCAAGCGGACUCCACGUGAAUUUCCAACGCUGAAAAUCAAUAGAAAAGUCGCCUCCAUCGAUGAUUUCAGAUUUGAAGACUUUGAUGUGGAAGACUACAAUCCAUAUGGGCCAAUCAGGAUGCAGAUGAGUGUGUAG